AUGAGCAGCCACGCCCUCAAUCCUUCCAUCUACCAACCUCUAGGCAACCCAUCCCAGGAAAUCAGACUACUUCAUAUGGAGAGCCCGCCAAAAUUAUCUCCUGAACUAAUCACUCCUGUAACCGUUGUCGCUGUCCUGAGCUCCUGGCCUUCCCCACCACCAUUCCACGCACGAGCACCCAUCAAGUACAAGCUUUUGACAUUCAAGCUCGACGAGGCUCCGCCGUACAAAGCUUUAUCUUUCACCUGGGGUAGCCCGGGCUAUGGCGGCACUAUCCAGGGCGACGAUGAUGAAAAGAGCCACCAAGUUCCACUUAUGGGCCAGAUUUACGGCCAAGCUAACUCGGUUCUUGUAUGGCUUGGAGAAGAACUCGGUUCCACAGCAAGAGCCUUCUCGUUCAUUUGGAGGUCGUGUUCAUACGGACAAGAGCUCCUAGACAUGGUGCUGACGGAAGCCGAGCUUUCAAAUCCCACAUCAACUUCGGGCGAUUCUCCCCAGAUAGAGGCGUUGGUGCGGGAAAAGUUAGAGUCGCUCAGCGAUGACUCAAACAAGCAAGCCAUGGAGCAGCUCUUCGGAAUCCCUUACUGGACUCGGCUCUGGGUGCUUCAGGAGUCCGGCCACGCCGCCAGUUCUGUCCUCAUCUGCGGCCGCCAUAUCAUUGACAUGAGCAAGAUUAACCACUUUCUCUUCUUUUGGAAGAUGGCAUCCAGAUUCCCGCGUUACAAGGCGACUGACAUUCGCGACAAGGUUUAUGCCUUGCUGAACCCGGUUCCGUCGGAGCACAGAAUCGUGGAACCCAACUAUCGCCGGUCAGAGGUGGACUUGUACCGAGAUCUAGUCACGAAUGGGAUAACACAUUACAACAGUCUCUACUGUCUUGCUAUGGGUGGUGUUGGUACGUUUGAGGAUUCAGGUUGUCCAAAUCUCCCUUCCUGGCUCCCCGACUUUCGAAAGAUCGGGAACUUGGAAUUUCCAUAUGCUUGCCCCAUCUUCAUGGCUGGCUUUUCUCAUCAGCACAACUUUGACGCUUCUGGGUCAAAGAAUCCUUGUUACUUGAUUAGCGACAAGCACCUCAAUGCCAGGGGGUUUUCACUCGACAAGAUAAGGAAGACGACUCAAAUUCCUUCUUCCAGCGAUACCUUGACAAUGUUAAACUCGAUCGCGCUAUCCAUCGAAACACAUGGUUGGAAACAGCAUGACCAAACGGGAAUCUACAGGGAGCUCUACAGAGCCAUCUUCCCCGCCCAGCUACUGAUAGAGCCCAAUAACCCUCUUGUUAUGGGCUCUAACCCAAGUUGGGCGGCCGAAAAGAAGUUAGCAUCAGGAUUUAUGCUCUCUCUAGGACUGGUUUCUAUGGAGCACUACUUCUGGGACAAGUUGAGUAAUCAGUACGCAGCAAUGAUUAGGGAAGGGCAGACUAUGACAACCGUCGAGGCACUGCAGUUCGUUGCCGCUGAGGACAAUCCAGCACUGAGCUACAUGUUUUCUGCAAUCUACGAGGACCUCAUCGAGGACCUCAUCCCCGACGUCUCCGGGGGGGGUGGUGAUACAGUCACCAUUCGCGAUCAACUCUACAGGCAAGCCGCUACAUCUUUUGGGACUCGGAUAACGGAAGAGGGCAGCGAUACUGGCGAGGCCUACUUAAUUCCCUUCCACGAAACUGCCGACAGCAGCUACGCGUUGACAUUGGCAAAAACAUUCCUGGAUCGCACGCAUUACCUCUGGGCUUCAAGGGCCUUUGCGAUCACCGAGGGAGAGCACAUGGGGUUUGUACGGCCGGGGACGCGUGUGGGCGACUGGGUGUGCAUUCUCUACGGCUGUCCUUCGCCUCUGGUUAUUCGUCCUGAUGAGGGCGAAUAUCUCCUCGUAGGGGACUGCUGCUUCGAGGUUAUGAUGCACGGUGAGAUGGUCAAGAAGCAAGAGGAGGGUGAGUUUGUGCUUCAGGAUUUUACAUUCAAGUGA
This is a messenger RNA of Fusarium keratoplasticum, 1962 nucleotides long. Its product is annotated as HET domain-containing protein. The transcript is spliced from 3 exons. Lineage: Eukaryota; Fungi; Ascomycota; Sordariomycetes; Hypocreales; Nectriaceae. The record is from RefSeq and is a predicted model, not a curated record. Bases 1 to 1962 code for a protein of 653 amino acids.